Messenger RNA from Closterium sp. Yama58-4, 1695 nucleotides. The record is from the annotation of a GenBank genome assembly. NCBI's taxonomy places the organism in Eukaryota, Viridiplantae, Streptophyta, Zygnematophyceae, Desmidiales, Closteriaceae.
AUGAGCGGUUCGAGCGUGAGAAACGCGGGGCUGUCGAGUAAAGACAUGUGCCUGCUCCGACUACUAGCAGGCUCGAUGUUUUUCGACCAGUUCAACGUCAGCUCAAUCGCACCGCUCCUACCGUCCUUCGCCAAACUUUUCCACCUGCCCGAAACCUCCUCAACCCUUCUCCUCGCCGGCCGGUCCACAGCCGCCAUUCUCUUCGCGCUGCCCGCCUGCCCGCUGCUCUCCUGUGUCACCGCGUUUUGCGGCCUAACGGUCACUUUACUGCUGUACGCCGCGACGCUCGUGCUGCUCGCGUACCCCGCGGGCCCGUUAUGGCUCGCCGGCGCGCUCAUGCUUCAGGGGAUCUGCACGCAACUCGUGCGCGCCGGCGCGCUUUCAUUCGCCACGCAUGCGCACAGCCCUUCCGCUUUCCCUUCCCCUUCCGCUUCCGCUUCCGCCUCCGCUUCCGCUUCCGCCUUCCCACCCGCCUCCCCCGCUUCCCCGCCCUCCGCCGCCGCCUCCGCACAGAAAGGGCUUCCGCAGGUGCUGCCGGGGGAAGAUGGCGCACUCUCCCCGCAUCCCUCCGACCUCGUUCCCGCGCUGUCCCCCGCGCACGACACCGCAGGGGGAAAUGCAGGAACCGCCACGUCAGCAUCUUCCCCGCAGCAGGGAAACCCCGCCGCCACCGCCGCCGCCGCGGCAGCCGCCGCUGAAGCGCCAAAGACCGCGGCGGCCGCAUUAGGCGGACGGGAGCUGCUAUUCGGCGCGGUCGCGAUGCUGUUCGCGUGGGCGGCGGUGGGUUCAGUCGCAGGCCCCGUUACAAUGACAUUCCUCUUCCAGUUCGGAUCGCCGUCCCUCCCGUUCCUCUUCUCCCUCGGGAUUGACGCCGCGCUGCUCUUCCUCCUGUUCUUCGUCCUCCCCUGCUGUUGCGGCGGUAGGCGCCGCAAUAAAGUCGCUGACGUGGAAAGUGUAGCUUCUGCUGUAGCUGCUGCGAAGGCGAAUGACGGUUCUGGAGAAGCUUAUAUCGAGUACAAUGGUACUACAAGGGGGGGUACCGUCGAUCCCACCAAACCCAAGCACCACCGCCCGAAUCAACGGCUGUCAGCGCUCCGUCUCUUCGCCACGAUGCUCACAGACAGCACCUCCGCCACCCUGCUCGCCCUCACAUUCCUCCAAACCCUCUCCAACGGACUUCUAGAGGUCACCGUCUCUUUCUUCCUAGAUAACACCUGCGACCACUCCCCAUCCGAGAUUGGCAUUUCCAUGGGAAUCAACGGUGCUUCUUACGCGCUCUUCUCUCUCCUCUUUGGCGAUUACCUCAUCCGGAAACUGGGUCCCCCCGCUACAAUCACGCUCGGGGCCGCCACACUCGCCGCGACGCUCCCUCUCCUGGUCAUCCCGGGGGUGUCAUGCCAGCUGCACGUUUUAUACCCGUUAAUAGCUCUCACAGGAGUGGCGUACUCGUUAGUGGAGUUCCCCAGCCUGCCGUGUAUAAUCCAGGCGUUGGACAAGCGGGCGGCAGCUGGGGAAGGCUCGUCUGACGUGGCGCUUGCAGUGGGAAUGUUCAAUUUGGCGUAUACUGCGGGGUAUGCGUCAGGGCCGCUGCUGUCUGCGCUGCUGGGUGUAUGGCUGAAGGCCUGGCAAAAAAUGGCGGUUAUAUCGGGUGCGUUCGUGUUGCUGCUGCCGUUCCUCUGCUGCAUGCGGAGAUGA